Penicillium antarcticum is the source of this 180-nucleotide messenger RNA. RefSeq lists its product as uncharacterized. Bases 1 to 180 code for a protein of 59 amino acids. The record is from RefSeq and is a predicted model, not a curated record. Lineage: Eukaryota; Fungi; Ascomycota; Eurotiomycetes; Eurotiales; Aspergillaceae. The transcript has a single exon.
AUGUACUUCCCCGAGGACAAUAAUGCAAUGUUGUUCGGACAGCGUUGUGGUGAUCUCGUGCUUUAUGCCUCAUUCCGCUGUUGGAAUCGCAUGGACCUGCUAGAUUCCGAGGGUGUACACAUGUGCUGCAUGGUAUUUCAGCAGCUGGAAGUAGCGGAUAUCUACCGAGUCCUGGCCUAA